Brassica napus (rape) is the source of this 1542-nucleotide messenger RNA. RefSeq names its product TIR domain-containing protein. Gene Ontology annotation, biological process: signal transduction. Lineage: Eukaryota; Viridiplantae; Streptophyta; Magnoliopsida; Brassicales; Brassicaceae. Bases 396 to 926 code for a protein of 176 amino acids. The transcript has a single exon. The record is from RefSeq and is a predicted model, not a curated record.
AGUCAUCCCAUAUUUGAGUAUUAGAAUAGUUAAUUGAUGUCAAGAGAAAGUCAACGUAGACCUUAUAAUAAAAUUAUACAUAAAGUAGAGUUAUAUUGUGAUUUGACUGUGGAAGAUUUACCACCCGUGAUAGACUCUGAAUUAAAAAAAACCCACCAAUCCACCAUGAGAUGUUCAUUCAACCACCCGUGAGAUCUAGAAGUAGAGAAGAGUGAUGUAGUUUCUCUCGUCGUUCCUAAAUAUUAAACAAACACUGAGAAACGCGUUCUUUAUUUAAAAACAAAAACCCUGAGAAACGCGUAGAGACGUUGACCCUGAAUAUAAGAUUAAUCUCUAAUUAUGUCAUCAACAGCUAUAUCAUCUUUUGUCUCUCAGACGACUAACAGACCAUUCCAAUGGGUGUAAAGGCCAAGUCCAAAGUACAUGUGCGUCCCCCUCAGGUGUUCGUCAACUUCCGUGGCGAUGAGCUCAGAGAAAACUUUGUGAAUCAACUCGUAAGGGCCUUAAGAAAGGGUGAGAUCAAUGUCUUUAUAGACGUCCAUGAGUUGAAGGGGAGAACACUUAAAACUCGCUUCACAAGGAUCCAGAACUCGAGAAUCGCGCUUGCCAUAUUCUCCAAGAGGUACUGUGAGUCUGAGUGGUGUUUGGAUGAGCUUGCAAUGAUGUACAAACAAAUGAACGAAGGUAAACUCGUGGUGAUCCCAAUAUUCUACAAUGUAACCGCAAAUGAUGUUAAAAGAGCAUGCAAUCCUGGUAGAGUAGCUGAUGUCAAUGGAGAAGAAAAAGAGUUCACUACUCUUUUCAAGAAAAUGAAGGAGAAACAUGCAAAUGAUCCCCAGAAGAUCAAUAGAUGGGAGGUUGCCCUGAAGUCUGUCACCGAAAGAAUAGGCCUUUCCACAGAAGUAUACGGGUAUAUAUACUUAUGAUUCUUCUUAUAUCAAGAGCACAGGGAAACACUAAAGGCUUCUCUUCUUUAACUCAUGAAUCAUGUCUUUUCCGCAGAAAAACUCUGGUUAAGACUAUAGUUGUGGAGGUUAGGAGACAUCUAGGCAUAUGCCCCUGAGGAAACCAAUGUCUAAUGUAGAAGUUGCUUUUACUGCUCUUUGGACAAGUUCAGUCUUUAGCUUUAUCAUAGCUCCUAUGCUUUUCCCAAAUGUGAAAUUUUUCACGACUGGUAAGUGGGUCUUAGGUUUUCCAUUUUUGGUUCUUGUUUGUCACAUUUAGAACGGUGAAAACAACACUGGCUUACAUCAGCCAACUGAGUCAUAUCACCAUUUGGGACGAUAAGGAAAACCAUAACAAACAACCCGGUCCACUUUCGUCGGGAAAUGUAAACGUCGUCGCACCGCUUGAUAUAGAGAAGAAAAGCAGAAAAAACCAUACCGUCUUCCAUCCGCCAAACCUGUCCUGUGACAGCUGUAAUUAGACUUGCAAAGAUAUGAAGCAAAUCGUAAAUUAUUUGUCAUUAUUUUUCUUAGUAAUGGUCUUCAAUUUUAUUCAAACAAGUGUUUGGUUUUAUAUUUGUUAUUUAUCAUUGAAACA